ACACGUGAACAGUGGGUGAUUCCCGGGCAAUAUAUAUACAGCCCGAGUAGGGAGACCGUCAGAUGAAAACUUGCCAGUGAACAGACAACGACAUAAGAUCUUUUACAGAAAAAGGGUGCGCAUUCUUAGUUGGAUUAUUAUACCUAUUACUUAACUUGAAUCUCAACAAAUAACAAUGACCAAGGCAGAGCUAAACCAGAACGAGCUUCAUGCUCUCAGAAGAUUGGCUGGUGAGCCAAUCAUUCAGUCCCUGGACUACCAAUCCUCAUCUUCAAUCAUAUCAACAUCAAACAUUGCCGAAGCUGUGUCUUCCAUGCCAGUUCCAGAAACGCCCAAAGCAGGUGUUCUUGUCAAGCUGGCUUACGCUGGAGCCUGCUAUGCAGAAGGCCGCAACAGACAGAAGAGAUUUAUUCCACAAUACCCAGGAAAUGAAGUUGCUGGAACCAUUUAUGAAAUCGGAAAUGACCUGCCAAACUGCAACUACACAGUUGGGGACAAAGUGAUCAUUGUUCCAGAGAAUGACAACUUCAAUACUGGAUAUGCUGAGUACAUCCCAGUUGAGGACACCACACGUGUGAUUCAGAUUCCAAACACAGUUCCUCUUGAGGUAGCCGCAAUGCUGCCAGGUGGUGCUCUUGCUGCCUAUGCUGCUGUCAAUUCUGCCAAGCCACAUGUUGAGAAGUUGCGCAAAGUCAAAAAUUGUGUCAAUGUGCUAGUAGUUGGUGGUGGAGCCUUGGCACUGUGGACCAUUAAGUUGGCCAAAUACUUAAUGGGCCGUGAGUGCAACAAUGUGAGGAUCUUUGUGGCUGACAACAGCAUUGAAAGAUUACUGACUGCCCAGGACCAUGGGUGCUUUGACAUCAUUCACUGGAAUGAGGAAGAUCAUGAGCAGUACAUUAUUGAACGCACACUUGACUCUUGUCGGGGUGGUGUGGAUGUCAUUAUUGAUUUCUUGGGCUCAAACAGAAGCAUGCAGAGGGCUCUCAAAGUUCUGAACAGAGAGGGUCUUAUUCUAGUUGGUGGCAACUCCACUUCAGAGACCAGCAUUUCACUCAACACACUAGCAGCCAAACAACAGAGCAUUGUUGGCAUUCCUUCAGGCAAUCUCAAUCAGUUAAUGGAACUCCUCAAUGCAGUUGCAGAUGACAAACUUGAAAUUCCAGAGUUCCAAGUGUUCCCAGUUGAAAAUGCCAACCAAGUGUUUGAAGACUUGAGUGAAAACAGGCUGACCAAAAGAGCCAUCUUUAAAUUUGGCUCACAGUCCAGCACACACUGUGUUGACAACCAUUGAAAGCAAUCAGUUUUUUAUUAGUCAGGACUUUAGCAUCAUAGAAACUAAUUAAUCAUGUAGAACUUGAGUUCUUGUUCCAAGUAUUCCUCAUUCUUGGACCUUUCAUCAACUGUGAUGCAGCUUAGCUGUGUAGUUUUGGAUAAAGGUUAUUUUAAAAUUAUCAUGUACGUGGUGACCACCUAUCCUAGGUGUGGUCUGACAUGAUGGACGCUGACCAUCUUUCAUGAGAGGAGAAGCAGAUGUGAAUUUGUCAACAAAAUAUGUUACACUAAGGGACAUUAAGGCACACAUUAUAAGAUUGUUUAUAAGAUUUAUGAAAAUGACUGAAAAUAAUGGCUGUUCCAUAUUGUUUCAUGUCCAAUGUUUUGAAUUUUUGUACAAAAUUUGAAUGAUCAAUGAGCCACUAUCAAAAUACUCAGUAAACAAUUUGUGGAACAUUAUCGUGUGUUAGACCAGCCAACUCUCAAUUAAAGCAAUAAUCAUUUUUACCAGUUAGACUUUGGGUACUUGAACAAAAGUUUUCUACAGUAAGAAUUUGUGGCACAAUUGUUAGCCUCUUUAAGAGAUUUAAAUUGGAUUCAUUAACAAAUAAGCUGUGAUGAUGUGAUAGGCAGUGCUUGUGUUAUCUGAAUCUUUGUAAUUGACCAACCCAAUAGUUUGAGGAGUGAAGUUAGAUAAAACAGGCACAGCUGGUUACAUAAUUUUUAAGUAUGCAAGUUAUUUGAUAUUUUGUAUCUUGGAUGGCAUUAUGAAAAAUGGCAAUGUUGCUUGUGUGAAUGUUUCAUUUAAAGAUUUCGAGUGCUCAUUUUGGUGCUAUGUGAUGCAUGUGUUGAUGUUUAGCGUGUAGAAAUUGCAAAACAAAAUGUCUACAAAAAUUUUUCACAUUGUUUAUUUUCAUAAAAUAUGCAUUUGUAGAAUAUAAUGAAAAUGACUAGCUAAGUACAUGUUGAAUAAACUGAUCUUUCAUUGAAAAGUGAAA
Messenger RNA from Physella acuta, 2270 nucleotides. RefSeq names its product quinone oxidoreductase. The record is from RefSeq and is a predicted model, not a curated record. Gene Ontology annotation, molecular function: oxidoreductase activity. NCBI's taxonomy places the organism in Eukaryota, Metazoa, Mollusca, Gastropoda, Physidae.